Iphiclides podalirius (scarce swallowtail) is the source of this 258-nucleotide messenger RNA. NCBI's taxonomy places the organism in Eukaryota, Metazoa, Arthropoda, Insecta, Lepidoptera, Papilionidae. The record is from the annotation of a GenBank genome assembly.
AUGGCGGCGCUCCAAGAAAUCGCGCGGGAAAAUGUCGACGCGUGCGCUGGCGACUCAAUGAGCGCGGUGGGCUCAUUCAGCGAACCAUCGUGGCGGCCGACAUUUGACCGCAUCCAUCGUCUGUCGGCGCGUUGGUUUAGUCUUAUUAAUGCAGACCGAGGCGCUUUAAUUAAACACCGAAGCUUAAUAGCUACGGUGUCGAUGCCAGCGGACUGCGACACAUGCGUGGUGCAACGCUGGCAACGCUACGCUAUCGAU